Messenger RNA from Brachypodium distachyon (stiff brome), 2620 nucleotides. Its product is annotated as scarecrow-like protein 9. The transcript is spliced from 2 exons. Gene Ontology annotation, molecular function: sequence-specific DNA binding; DNA-binding transcription factor activity. Lineage: Eukaryota; Viridiplantae; Streptophyta; Magnoliopsida; Poales; Poaceae. Bases 388 to 2367 code for a protein of 659 amino acids. Gene Ontology annotation, biological process: regulation of DNA-templated transcription. The record is from RefSeq and is a predicted model, not a curated record. Gene Ontology annotation, cellular component: nucleus.
AACAAAGACAUCGCGGUCAUACAGCAGUGGUAGCCCGAACCGUAGCUCGUGCUGGUGGACUCUCGGUGGCCCUUUCCCCCAAUCACCGUCGCUUUCUUCUUCCAGGUUCCGAUUCCAGGCGGCUUCGACUCCCACAACUCUCGCGGCCCGUAGCUACUACGAGUAGUAGCAAGCAGGCAGUGCUUGUAUUUGUGUUUGCUUGCUCCCCCGGCCCAGAAGAGAUCAGAGAUCUUACUGAAGAGUCGCUGCUGCUCUUCCCUUCCCUUCCGCGGAGCGCCAGGAGAAGCAUAAAUCAAGCGAGAUCUUGUUGUUGUCGCAAGAGGAAGAGGCUUCGAGGAAAGAUAUUAUUUUUGUUUGUGUCAUCGUAGCAGAGGCAGAAGCAGCACCAUGGGUUCGUGCGAGGAUGUUGACUAUGGCGACAUCUUCUCCGUCACCAACCCAGCCGCCGCCCCCAACUACAUGUUCAACUUCUCCCCCCUCCAGCAGCAGCAGCAGCAUCCGCACCUCCGAUUCCCGGCGGCUCCCCACGGAUUCCACCCCGGUUCCGUAGGGCCGUCUCCGCCCUCGGGCCCGCCGGCGCUCGGCCAAACGCCGAGCCCUUCGUCAUCUAUCACCACCGCCGAGCUGGACGCCCCGGAGGACGUCACCGGCGACGCCGUCCUCGCGUACAUCAACCAGUUCCUCCUCGAAGACGAGGAUGAGGACUCGUGCCCCGGUGCCUCCUCCGCCGCGACGGACCCGCAGCAGGACUCGGCGCUCCUCGCCGUCGAGAAGCCCUUCGUGGACAUCAUCGCCGACGCGGCGCCCGCGGGGGCGUGCCGUCAGAAUAAUAAUCCCUGGAUGGAUCCUUGCUGCGGUUUUGCAGGAAACGACGCUGGUGUGUUCGUGGGCAGACAGACACAGACCUCUUCUUGCCAGAUUGUGCCUUGCGAGGAGGAACCGGUGAAGCUGGAAGGGGAUUGUGCUGUUCAUAAGGGUCGGAAGAACAGACAUGGCGACCGUGGCGUGGAGCUGGAGGAGGAGGAGGAGAGGAGGAGCAAGCAGUCGGCGGUGUGCGAGGAGGAGACCGUCCGGGAGAUGUUCGACAAAGUGCUUCUGUGCGAUGGCGUCAACUGCAUUCUCCAGUCGCCGUUGCCUGCCGAAGCAGAGGUCAGCGCCGUGUACGUGAAAGGGUCGGGGAACAAGAGAGGGCGGAAGAAGGGGAAACCUGGAGCGGCGGCGGCGGAGGAGGAGUCGGUCGAUCUGACAACCCUGCUGAUACACUGUGCUCAGGCCACGGCGAUCGAUGAUUACCGGAAUUCUGUCGAGCUGCUCAAGCAGAUCAGACAGCAUUCUUCUGCUCUGGGGGAUGCCGGGCAGAGGCUGGCGCAUUACUUUGCCAACGGGCUCGAGGCUCGCCUUGCCGGCACAGGUAGCACCAUCUAUCGCUCACUUGUGGCGCAGCGGAAUACUACUGCUGAUAUACUGAAAGCGUUCGAGCUGUAUGUGACGGUAUGCCCGUUCAACAAAUUGUCAAAGUUCUUCUCUAAUGAAGCCAUCUUGAAUGCUUCCAAGGAUGUGACCAGGUUACACAUUGUUGACUACGGCAUACGGUGGGGCUUCCAGUGGCCAAUCUUCAUGCAGCGGAUCGCAAGGAGACUUGGUGGCCCCCCGAGACUCCGAAUCACCGGUAUUGACUUACCACAGCCAGGGUUCCGGCCUGCGGAGCGUGUAGAGGCGACAGGGCAGCGUUUACGUGAGUAUGCCCGGACGUUCAAAGUCCCCUUUGAAUAUCAUGCCAUAGCUGCCAAGUGGGAUACCGUCAGAGUUGAAGAUCUCAAGAUCGACAAGGAUGAGCUUCUUAUUGUGAACUGCACUUUCCUAAUGAGGCACAUGAUGGACGAGACAGUGACGGAUGACAGCCCGAGAAUGAGGGUUCUCAACACAAUCAGGAAGAUGAAUCCACAUAUGUUCAUUCAUGGGGUUGUCAAUGGCACUUACAACGCGCCCUUCUUCGUGACACGCUUCAAGGAGGCCCUGUUCUACUUCUCCUCGCUCUUCGACAUGCUUGAAACUACCAGUUCACGGCUGGACGAACAUAGGCUUCUGAUUGAAAGGGAUUUCUUCGGACGGGAAGCUCUAAACGUGGUUGCUUGCGAGGGCACAGAGAGGGUUGAGAGGCCGGAGACUUACAAGCAAUGGCAAGUCAGGAACAUCAGGGCAGGAUUCAGGCAGCUGCCUCUGAAUCAAGAUACAGUGAAGAAGGCCAGAUAUAAGGUAACCAAGUCCUAUCACAAGGAUUUCCUCGUUGAUGAAGAUAACAAGUGGAUGCUGCAAGGUUGGAAGGGCAAAGUCAUCUUGGCCCAAUCCACAUGGAAACCUAGCUAGACCUGUAGAGACCACUAGCCUUUGCUUGAUAUAUUUCAUCACUUUUUGCUGUUUCGUUGUGAUAUUCUGAAGCUUAUGUUGAUGAGCUUUGACCCUUUUCUGAAGCAAAAUUAAUGUGUUUUUGCUGAACUUAGCUAGAACGGAAACUUAUUGCAUAUGAUUUUUCUAACUGAGUGGCAGGUGUCUGCGUAACAUAUUUCCAACUACUUGUUCCCUGAAUUGGCAAAAGUGAUAUCUUUUACCUGCUGUAUUA